Messenger RNA from Bactrocera latifrons, 1866 nucleotides. RefSeq names its product glutathione S-transferase C-terminal domain-containing protein homolog. NCBI's taxonomy places the organism in Eukaryota, Metazoa, Arthropoda, Insecta, Diptera, Tephritidae. The transcript is spliced from 2 exons. The coding region runs from base 1 to 1773 and encodes 590 amino acids. The record is from RefSeq and is a predicted model, not a curated record.
AUGGAUCAAUUAUAUAUUGAAAUUGAAAUAAAUACACGUAAUGAUAAUACAGAAAUAUAUAGCAGUAUAGAGUCUUUUAUGGCUUUAUAUGUGUACCGGUACUUGCAAUCGCCUUCAAACAUUAAAUUGAAUUUCGUGCGGACAACCAUUCAGGGGGGCAAACUUCGUUUACGUUCAGAAUACCUUAGACGUGAGUUAACUGAAGAGAAAAUUCAUUGCAAAAAUGCAACAAGUGUAGAGGCCAUAAGAGACCUGAGACUGCCUAUCUAUGCAAAAGACGAAAAUACCUUUAUCGCCGGUAUGUGCGCUGUUUGCAGGGAACUUGUAGCGCGGCAGGAAUGCCUAGAACGACGCAAGUUAUUGGGUUUUAAAAGUGCUUGUUUGCUGGUACCAGCAGAAUCUUCUAUUUGGACACGAUUUUGUGAAGUUGAUAUCGUGGAUGCCAUGAAUCGGUUAUUGAGUACCUUGCAGUCGGGUGGUAGCUUGGACGAAAUUCCGAAAGAAGUACCACGAUUUGAACGACACAUGAACGAACCAGUACGAAUGCAUAAUAUUUACAAAACCGCCCGUGAGCAGGCAAAACAACAGAAUUCUGGUGCUGGAACAAAAAAGAAAAACAAAGUAAUACUCGAUUGUAGAGUACCUAAAGAGAAGUUACCAAUUGAACAUCGGUUUGCUGAAGGCAUUAGUUUUACCAUUGCAGAUAUAAUUUUAUAUACGUUCAUGCGUUUAAUAUUUAAAUAUUGCAAAGAUAUGCUACUGCUUUUUCCAUUAACCUCUACAUGGCUUAGUGAGAUUGACAUUUUUGAUCCCAGUUGUUAUCGCAUAUUGAACGAAUUGUAUCUGCAUGAACAACGUUAUGAAUCAUCAACUCUACUUACUAUACCAGAUUGUGAACCUGCCAGCCUUUAUAAGAGCGAUCCGAAGCGCUAUAAACCUCGAAACCGAAUCUAUACUGAGCAAAGUGAAGUAGAUGCUGCAUUGACUAAAUUAGAAAAGUUGCAGCUGCAGUUUAGUAGUGAAUCCACAAAUACAUAUGAGAAAAAUCAUAUCGAUUGGGAAGUAAUAGAACCUGAUCAAGAAAAAAAUUCGGCAUUACCACGCGAACGUAUUAUACGUAAACGUCAGCAAUUACAGAAUGUAGCUAAUGCAGUGGUCUCAUUAGCAAUACCAGGCAAUAGAAUCAUUGAUUUUUGCAGCGGCACAGGUCAUUUAGGCAUAUUGUUAGCUUUACAAUUACCAGACUGCAUAAUUAUAUUGAUGGAAAACAAGGCAAUAUCUUUGGAGCGAGCAAAAUUGCGGGCCAAAAAAUUAGGUCUGAUAAAUUGUCGCUUUUAUCAGUGCAAUAUUGAUUAUUUCGAGGGACAUUUUGAUGUUGGUACAUCAUUGCAUGCUUGUGGCACCGCGACGGAUAUAGUACUUCAGCAGUGUCGUCGAUCGCGUGCAGGAUUUGUUUGCUGUCCUUGUUGUUAUGGAUCACUGCAACCAAUGCCACACAUCACAUAUCCGUUAAGCGAAUGCUUCCGGUCAACAUUGACCGAAAGAGAUUAUUUGUAUAUAGCGCAUACGGCCGACCAAGCCCAUGAGUUGGGUACCUUAAAUUGUCGUCCAGAAACUACACGUCAAGGGCAGUUGUGUAUGGAUAUAAUUGAUACAGAUCGUAAACGGCAAGCUGAAGAAGUCGGAUAUGAUGUAAUUCUGACUCGCUUAAAGCCAGAACAAUGUACGCCUAAAAAUCGUUUGUUGGUCGGACGUAUUACGAAAGAUAGCUGACAUAUAAUAUGUUUGUAUUAAGUUACUGAUGACUACGACAUUUUUUUGUUAAGACUCUUUUACCAAGUAAAUGUAUCAGUUUUUAUUAGAAAA